Messenger RNA from Vollenhovia emeryi, 471 nucleotides. Its product is annotated as mitotic-spindle organizing protein 1-like. Lineage: Eukaryota; Metazoa; Arthropoda; Insecta; Hymenoptera; Formicidae. Gene Ontology annotation, cellular component: spindle; centrosome; interphase microtubule organizing center. The transcript is spliced from 2 exons. Gene Ontology annotation, biological process: gamma-tubulin complex localization; mitotic spindle assembly; microtubule nucleation by interphase microtubule organizing center. The record is from RefSeq and is a predicted model, not a curated record. Bases 104 to 355 code for a protein of 83 amino acids.
AGCUUCUUGGAACGGCUCGAUCUCUUUUUUUUCCAACGGAUGUUGGUAAUCUUUUAUCAUAAAGCUGUCCAACCUCGACGAGAAGGACCGGAAGCGUGCCAGCAUGCCGGAGCCUGUGAAUCACCAGGUGAACGCCGCUCGUAAGACGUUUCAGACUCUAUACCAGAUCUCGAAACUACUAAACACCAAUCUCGAUCCGACCACGUUGAGCAUCUGUAUCAGACUGUGCGAAAACGGGGUGAAUCCACACGCCCUCGCGACCGUGGUGAAGGAACUUCAACGAGAAGUCAAGGCGUUGAACGAUGCACAACUCGAGUCCACCGCCAGCAAGACUAGCGCGAGCAAGUCAACGUAAUGACAUUGUUGUCGGUCUCUCUACACAAUUAUCUCGCGUUGUUCAAUAAAUGUUCUCGAGUGUAGAUAGCACGCAUCUCUUAUUUAUUAUAAUAAACGCACAAUAUACUUUUAUAA